AUGGCCAAGCGAGUUGCAAUAAUUGGGGCUGGUGUGAGUGGCCUCUCCUCCAUCAAAUGCUGCUUGGAUGAAGACCUGGAGCCCACCUGCUUUGAGAGGAGUAAUGACAUCGGGGGACUGUGGAAAUUUACUGAAACAUCUAAUGAUGGGAUGACCAGGGUCUACAGGUCAUUAGUGACAAAUGUCUGCAAGGAAAUGUCAUGUUACAGUGACUUCCCCUUCCAUGAAGAUUAUCCCAAUUUCAUGAAUCAAGCAAAAUUUUGGAACUAUCUCCAAGAAUUUGCUGAGCAUUUUGACCUUCUGAAAUAUAUUCAGUUUAAGACCACUGUAUGCAGUGUAACAAAACGUCCAGACUUCUGUGUAAGUGGCCAGUGGGAUGUCAUCACAGAGACAGAAGGCAAGCAGGACAGAGCUGUCUUUGAUGCUGUCAUGGUUUGCACUGGACAUUUCCUGAAUCCUCGUUUACCUUUGGAGUCCUUUCCUGGAAUCCAUAAAUUUGAAGGCCAGAUCCUACACAGUCAAGAGUACAAGAUCCCAGAAGGCUUUCAGGGCAAACGUGUCUUAGUAAUCGGUCUUGGCAACACUGGAGGGGACAUUGCAGUGGAGCUCAGCCGAACGGCAUCUAAGGUACUUCUCAGUACUAGAACUGGUACCUGGGUUACUGGCCGAUCUUCAGGUGGGGGCUACCCUCUUAAUAUGAUGUUUACAAGAAGAUGCUACAAUUUUGUUGAACAAGUUCUACCUUCAUGUGUACUAACCUGGAUUCAAGAGAGGCAGAUGAAUAAAAGAUUAAACCAUGAGAAUUAUGGAUUAAGUAUUAUAAAGGGGAAAAAAUCAAAAGUAAUUGUGAAUGAUGAACUACCAACCUGUAUCCUCUGUGGGGCAGUCACUAUGAAAACCAGUGUGAAAGAGUUUACAGAAACCUCAGCUGUCUUUGAAGAUGGGACAACAGAAGAAAAUAUAGACAUUGUGAUCUUCACAACAGGAUAUACAUUUUCCUUUCCCUUUCUUGAAGAACCUCUAAAAAGCCUCUGUACAAAGAAGAUAUUCCUAUACAAGCAAGUCUUUCCCUCAAAUCUAGAAAAGCCAACAUUAGCUAUCAUUGGCCUCAUCAGCCUUAAAGGAUCUAUCUUAUCUUGCACAGAACUCCAAGCACGGUGGGCCACAAGAGUGUUCAAAGGACUCUGUGAGCUCCCUCCAUCCCAAAAAUUGAUGGCUGAUGCUACUAAAAAGGAGCAGCUCAUAAAAAGAGGUAUGAUUAAAGAUACCAGCGAAGACAAACUCAACUACAUCCGCUACAUGGAUGACCUCGCUACAUGCAUAGGCACAAAGCCCAAUGUUCCACUUCUGUUCCUCAAGGAUCCCAGACUAGCUUGGGAAGUUUUCUUUGGACCAUGUACUCCUUACCAGUACCGUCUAAUGGGUCCUGGAAAAUGGAAUGGAGCCAGAAACGCCAUCCUGACUCAGUGGGACAGGACACUGAAGCCCUUAAAAACACGAAUUGUUCAUGAUUCCUCCAAGCCUGCCUCCAUGUCACAUCAUAUAAAAGUUUGGGGGGCACCUGUCCUACUUACCUCUCUUCUACUUCUCUGUAAAUCUUCACUUUGUUUUAACUUAUGGGAUAAACUGCAGGGUAGAAUUUCCCCUUACCUAAUAAGUAUUUGGUAA
This is a messenger RNA of Orycteropus afer afer, 1668 nucleotides long. RefSeq names its product flavin containing dimethylaniline monoxygenase 4 (gene FMO4). The record is from RefSeq and is a predicted model, not a curated record. Gene Ontology annotation, molecular function: N,N-dimethylaniline monooxygenase activity; NADP binding; flavin adenine dinucleotide binding. Lineage: Eukaryota; Metazoa; Chordata; Mammalia; Tubulidentata; Orycteropodidae.